UAACCACCAAAAAUUAAUACAUUUAUAUUUAACUGAAGACAAAAGUAUAUUGUGUAUUGAAGAAUUAAAUUAUUUUUAUUUUAAAGCAAUUUCCUUUACAUAACCAUGGGAAAAAAUUUUUGUUGACUAAAGAAUACCAUAUUGUUUAUAUGAACUAUAUUUUAUCAACGCGCAUUGAUAUUGUUUACAACAGGUGUUGUGCGGUUUCACAUUCUCUCAGAAAAUGUAUAACACAAAUAUUUGGAUAAAAUGAGAAUUACACAGCAGUUGUUGCGUUCUAAGGCUGCUGGCCCACUGCAGACUGUUGAAUUUCUGGAUUUGUCAAAUUUAGGAAUAGUGUCCAUAGAGAGGCUUAAUUGUUGUCCAAAGUUACAAGCAUUAAAUUUAAGGGGUAACUCAAUCCUUGAGGUGUCAAACCUUGAACAGAACAGAAAUCUCUGGAAGUUAGAUCUCAGCAAUAAUCAGAUAAAGGAUUUGGAUUGCUUGUCCAAGUUUAUUGCUCUUGGAACUCUGAAUCUAGCUAACAAUGACCUCUCAUGGCAUCAGAUUGGUAAACUGCGACAUCUUCACAUCCUUGAACUUAGUCUCCAUGGCAACAAGCAGCUUGAGAAAGAUCCCUACUAUCGUAUACAUGUGAUAGAUUGUUUACCAAAUGUAUGGAUGUUAGAUGGGAGAAUCAUAACAUCUGCAGAAAGGUUACAGGUGAAACAUUUUUUUUCUGACUCAGCAUUAACAGAGCAUCCCAUUAGACGGAAAUUAUCAAAAGAAUGGUUUGUGCCAUCAAAUCUAAAGAAGAUAGAAGUAAAUGGGGUGUAUGGAGAAAAGGCAACACAUGUAAUGAUCAGAUUUCCAGCCAAUGGACCAAGCAAUAUUGAAAUGGAUAGAAGACGUCUGAAAUACCUCUCGUAUAAUGCUCAAUGUGACCUUUUGCUAGAAAAAAAAUAUGCAAAAAGGGAGUUUUCAGUAUUAAAAUACAGAAAGACAUUUAUAGAAGAUAUACUGGAUGCGAGAUCUGGGGACAGGGAGAGAUGUAACAUGUUACUGUUACUUCUUGUGGCCACAUUAGAGUUUGUUAUGCCUACGCACCUUGUAAAAGAAACACUUGAAGUUGCCAAACUUAGUAAAAUUGGUAAAGUGUAUUCUAUGGACUUGUUUUUACUGCCAAAAGAUAUCCGUUGUCAUAUUGUGUGUAUAUUGCUGGGUGCUGUCAAAGUCGAUAAAGAUUCUAAAGAGGAUGGUGGACUGUACGACAAACUGUAUUUAUGUCUGUUUUACACUGUAGCAGAGUUAUCAAAAUUAUCAAAUUCCAUAUUUGGUAAAAAUACAUCGCCAAAAUUAAAAAUGACACAGUUAUACAGAGAUUAUAAAUGUCUGCUAGCUUCAGAGAUAGUACAGUUGUUAUGUAUAGUUCCAGAAUUCUUUGAAUAUAUUGAUAAAGAUGUUGGAGUGAUGAAUCUUGUCGUCACGGCAACAGGGGAUCACAUGAUCACCGAAAAAGUCAGCAAAUUGUCACAGUCAAUAGAAUGUUCUGGGGGAGAUGUAAAGAAGUUGUAUGAAGAGUUGUCUGAUUUUUUACUACAGAAAGUACAGGAACAGUCAUUAAACUUGACAAACAAAGCGCAAACACUUUCUGUGGAGGAUCAAGUUGUUACAGCAGCAAAAUCAGUGCCAAUGAAGAGUUCAAGGUCACCAUUAGAUGCAGCAGAUUUCCAUGCUAAGGGUUUUAACAAUCCAAAAUUGGAUCCUCAUCAGUCUUAUGCCGUAGACAGGUGAAAAAAUAGGGAAAACUUCCCCGUAUGUCUUGGAGACUAUUUGCUUCUAGGACCACAGACACUUGGUAAAGUGAUUGGACUACCGCAGCCAUUUGUUGCUCAUGUUGCAAUGGACUCUGUGCCAGUUGCCAAUGGUGCCAUGGAGAGUAAACUACGAGAGAGUGAAGAUCAUUACACAUAUGUCAAUAUGGACCAGUUUGACUUUGAUGUAGAACUAAACUUCUGGAAACCCAGGGGCUCUAUAGGGGAUAAUAUGCUUCAAGAAUUUCUAGCCUACAGUAAUGUUGCUUCAAGGUUCACUAUUCACACAAUAGAAGAUCUACGCAAGGAACUUAACAGACGGUCAAAUGUAGCAGCAGAUCAGGUUUUACGCCCAAACUCACCAGAGGAGGUUCUACAUGGCCACAUUAAUUACCCUGCAACAACCCCUGGUAGAGACACUUCUACACCUCUCAUCUUCUCGCCUGCAGGUUGGAACCCAACGGCAGAUGAAUAUGCUCACAAAAAGACGCCUCCUGUAGAGUACCCUCCUCGCCCAAUGACAUCACUGCUCAAGGAGAAGUUAGAUCUAAAAUUAGAUCUCACCUCUCGGAGGAUACAGUCAGCUGGUCCUAUAGACAGGUCAAGGUCAUCUCACAGUCCCCAUAGCCCAAGAAAUACACCAAGUAGCAGCCUGGAUAAAAACAAGGAAGUAGAGCAUAAUGGAAAUGCUAGCCAAUCACCUGAUUGUUUACAUUGUGUCCUGGCUGCUGCCAUGGCACAGGAACCAGGAGAAGAAGGUCAAGUGAAGGAAAGUAAUCAUGAAUGUACAGCAGACGGUAGUCCAGAUCAGAAUGAGAACAAACAAAACAAUGCUAAUACAGAGGCUAAUUCUAAGAAGGAAACAAAAAGAGUAGAAUCAAACAAAGAGAAUGAGAUACCAGAAACUUCUCGUACAGAAGCGAGUUUAGCUCAGUCAGAAGAUGAACCCGAACUUCAAGGUUUAGCAACAAACCGGAGCGAAAGACCAGCAAGUGCACCGGACACCGGUAGAAAAUCAGGGGAGACAACUACACGGAAAAUUAGCUCUAGUUUGAAAAUAAAUAUUCCACAGGUUGAAAUCAUGGAAGAAGAUGACAGAAGUGCCAGAAAAGGGAGAGCACCAGUGAUCAAAGGGAGACAACCUUUUGUACCAGCUAGAGCUCCUCUUAAAACAGGGAAGUUAAGUGUUCAGUCGAGAAACCGGCCAUUCAGUGCGAUGGACGCGUACCGAUACAUCGUAGAACAUCCACGUAAGAAUACAAAUAGCGAUGUGUUUAACACUUCGUACCAGCAACAACGUACUGAAGCUUGGAGACAGUCUGCUUAUACCUCUGCUUCUAAUCCUCAAACACAGUUUGUAGUGGACUAUCCCAACACGAGGGAUGUUGGUACAUGCACCUCAAUGGAGUCAUUGUACACUGGGAGCACAUGGAGUCAGGACGGGGGAGAACUUGUCUCAAUCACUGAUCUACACUCAAGACAGGGUACACCUCCACCUCAACGACCUACAUCACCUGAUCCUAAGACACGCCCUAGCUCCUCCCUUUCUGUAAAGAAAGCCAAUGAUUGGUUGGGAGGAGGUCGUGACCUCUACUGGGAGUCCAUUCAGAGGAGGCCAAUGUCAGGUCAUGUACCAGGAUGGAAAGAAGGUCUACCUGACAGCAUGAAUAGACCAAGAUCUGCUGUGGCAGCAAGGACAUUAAACAGACAGACAAGAAGAUCACACCCUGUAACACCAUCAUCACUUGCCUAUGAGGCCAUGAUGCAAGGAAGUCGUGUUGGCUCACCACGUUGGUCACAUGACCCGUCACAGCUCCCAGAUAUGUUGGACCUAAGUGAAUACCACCCAUUGUACCAUCAGCUAGGUAUCCCACGGCGACUCGGAACUUACGGAAUGCACGAGCAACCUGCACAAGAUAUGGUGUAUAGGGCGGACCAUCCUGCUUAUAAUCCCACACAGAAAUGGGCAAACCUUUUAGAUCUAAAAUUGGAACGAAAGUUUCGACUUCCUCCAAGCCCCAAAACCCUGAGUUCUGUGAGUGCACAUGGACCUGUGAACAUGGUCUGUAUUUAUGAGGAUGAGGAGUCAGGUACUCAUACCACGGAGCAAGAUAAAAUUAACACAGAGCCAGAAACGCAUAUAACUACACAGACUUCACACUUUAGGGAACAUUAUGUAGAUACAUGAUGACACUUUGUGUACAAAAAUGGUUACAAAACUGUAAGGAUGUUAAAAAGAAUUUUUAAAGAAAGCUUGCAAGGGAAAUAAAUAAACUAUUACAAUUUGAUGUUACCUGAGCUAUUUAAUAUCCAUGGCAACUGUAUUUUCUAAUUGUCAACAAAAUGCCAUAGCGUUAAACUAUGUAAUGUGUUAGAAAUUAUUUUGAUUACUAUGAUUAAACUGUAAUGUGUUAGAAAUUGCUUGAAUUGCAAUGAUUUAACUAUGGAAUGUGUUAGAAACUACUUCGCAUGCAAUGAUUAAACUUUAAUGUGUUAGAAACUACUUUGAUUGCUAUGAUUAAACUGUAAAUUAAUGUGUUAGAAAUUGCUUUAAUUGCUUCAAUUUCAAUGAUUAAUACAAAAAUUGAAUCUUUAGUAAAGAUAUGCAUUAACUUUAAAGAAACAAGUUGCAAAGUUUUUAUGUUUUUGUUUUGUUUUUGUUUUUAAAUGUUCACAUCUUUCAACAGACUUGGUUUAUCAGCUUAUUUUUGUAAUUUCUACAUACAAUACUUUCCUAUCUGACAGAUAUGACUUGUAUAUUAAUUAUUAAGUUAUGUGUAUUGCUGUAUAAUACUGCAAAACAUUCCAUUUGCUCAAUACAAAAAUUUCUAUGUACUCAUACAUUAAAACCUAUCUAAAUAGACCAUUGCCCUACAAAUUGACUUGUAAAUCUUGAUAUAAAGUUGAAUAUAGUUUAAAGAGCAGUUGAAGGAAGUGAAGUGUCAAAAACUUAUAGUGCUGAGAUAUUAUCAACAAGGAGUUUGACAUUGAAAGUCUGAAAAUUAUAAAUAGCUGUAAAAAACCUAAGUGAUUUCUUCGCUUUUGCCACAUCCAGGUCAAAAUGGCCUAAUGGUUUAAAUCAUUGACUUCAAACAAUGUGCCCCAAUUGAAUUCUUUCAUGAACUUUGGAUUUUUUUAUAUGAGGAAGCUAUCAGGCUAAGCUUACAUAAGCAAGUAGUUCUAUUCAUGUCCCCACUUUUCCCAGAAAUAAUGCAUAUAUAUAGAUUUGAAGUCUUCUUUCAUUAAAAGCAAUAUGAACAUAACAGUGUUUUUUGCAUCUCAAAAACACACACACAUAACAAAUAAAUGCCCAUGUCAAUUCCGACAAUGAAAAUAAAACUUUUGUGAUAAAAAUUAUCAAAGAGUGAUCACUUGUUUUAUGUCCAAAUCUUUAUAUGAAGACUACUUUAAAGCUCAAGUUUUCUUUCCAAAGAUAAUUGAAAUCUGCAUGAAACAGGCAGGUUGGUCAUGGAGAAUAUAUUUAUAUUAUAUCAUUCAUCAUGAUUAUUCAUUUAAACAUUAAAACAUGCAUUUAAGAUGAUUUUUAAAGAUGUUAAAUAAUAAAACAGUUUUGUCCUUUUAUGCAUUUGUAUAUAACAUUUACAUGUCUAAAUUUAUGAAACUGUCCAAUGUUGUUCAUGUUAUAAAGUAAUAGAUUUUAAAAUGGAUAAAUCAGCAGUGUAUUGACUGGUUAGAUUGGGCAGAUGUGCAGAAUGGCCUGGUUCUAUACUAGUGAUCUUAAAGCAAGUCUUUAUUGUUGAUUGGACUUAAGAGAAUUUGCAGAUUGGAAACUAAAUAUAUAUACCUGAAUCACACUAGUCAUCAGAGUUAUUUUUAUAUUUUAUAUAUAUUUUAUGGUAUCAUAUAGUAACAUGUUAAUAUUUAUUCAAACACAUAAGAUAUUUGUGAAGCCUAUUAGAGUAAUGCUGGUGCUUUGUCAGUAUUGAAUAUUCUU
Messenger RNA from Ruditapes philippinarum (Manila clam), 5748 nucleotides. RefSeq lists its product as uncharacterized. The record is from RefSeq and is a predicted model, not a curated record. The transcript has 34 exons. Gene Ontology annotation, molecular function: protein binding. Lineage: Eukaryota; Metazoa; Mollusca; Bivalvia; Venerida; Veneridae.